Messenger RNA from Syngnathoides biaculeatus (alligator pipefish), 2697 nucleotides. It is a transcript of the gene pinx1, whose product is annotated as PIN2 (TERF1) interacting telomerase inhibitor 1. Gene Ontology annotation, cellular component: nucleolus. The transcript has 7 exons. Gene Ontology annotation, molecular function: telomerase inhibitor activity; nucleic acid binding. Gene Ontology annotation, biological process: regulation of ribosome biogenesis. Lineage: Eukaryota; Metazoa; Chordata; Actinopteri; Syngnathiformes; Syngnathidae. The record is from RefSeq and is a predicted model, not a curated record. The coding region runs from base 186 to 1505 and encodes 439 amino acids.
AAAAAACUUCACGUUUUCUUCUAUUUUCAUACACAUUUCCUUCCUUUUGUUUUAUUUUUAUUUAGCAUAGGUCAUAAUUCGAGAGGAAUCCAGCAGAAAUAUUUGUCUGUCGAGUUCUCGAUCAAACGUUCCCAUAGUUGACAUUAGCUUUCGUAUCUCAGCACGUGUGUCGUCUUACUGUUCUCAUGAAGUUAUUUUAUUUUUUUUUCCCUUUUUUGGUCUUUAAUUAUUCUUAUUACAGUGUAGCAACUUUUUCUGCUUCAUCGGUCACAGUGGCACGCACCGGAGGAGGCAAAAUGAAUGUUGACUUGGCUAAUGGCCAUUUGAGCACUUCAACCUCUGAAAAUGUCGGAAUGAUCGCCUUAAUACUGCUGACGAAAAUUGUAAUCGAUUUCUUGAUAGUUGGGGUCUAUGGCGAAGAAAAGAAACACUUGCUAAAGUACAGAUUGUGUUCAGUUCAUGAAAUGGACAUCACACAACCAAGUAAACGUAGUAUUUCUUCCCCCCAAGUGUUAGCUUGUAUUAACUUCCACGGGAAUGAUUCCGACGAUGUGCACUUUUUCGAGUUCUUCGUCAAUGGCAAACCGCUGCUGUGUUUUGCAGCCCGCAGGAAGCAAAAGUGGUCGACGGACCCGCGGAACAGCGCGUGGAGCAAUGACGACUCCAAGUUCGGCCAGAAGAUGCUGGAGCGCAUGGGCUGGUCCAAGGGCAAGGGCCUGGGCCGAAGCGAGCAAGGAGCCACCGAGCACGUCAAAGUCAAAGUGAAGAACAACUGCCACGGUCUGGGAGCCCUCGGCAGCCAGGAGGACAACUGGAUCGCCCACCAGGACGAUUUCAACGACCUCCUCGCUCAGCUCAACAACUGCCACGGCCAAAACAGCAGCAGCAGCAACGCUGAGGAGCGGAAAGGCUUCAGCCUGGAGGAGAAAUCCAAGGGGUCCAAAAAGCGAGUCCAUUACAUGAAAUUCGCUCGAGGGAAGGACCUGUCUUGCCGAAGCGCGACGGACCUGGAUUGUAUCUUUGGGAAGAGGCCAAAGUCUGGCGCGGAUCCGCAGCAGGAGGGCAGCAGCAGUGGAGAUUCUCCGCAACUGGACUCGGACUCCGGCGCCAAGACUGUGACCAGCACGCUCACCACCCAGGAGUACUUUGCGCAGAGGAUGGCCCGGCUGAAGAUGGCGCGCAGUCAGGUCGCCGCCGACGUCCACGAGUCAGAAGAGCCCAAGAAGAAGAAGAAGAAGAAGGAGGAAGAGGAGGACGCCGCAAAGGAAAACCUGACUGAGGGGCAGGACUCUGAGGACCAGAAGAAGAAGAAGAAGAAGAAGAAGACAAAACACACGGUGGAGAUGCCGACCGCGGAGACGGCGCUCGAACCUGGAGAGAAGUCGAGCGAGGAUCGAGAGCUUGUCGUGCGCAACAAAUCCAAAAAGCUCAAGAAAAACAAGUCACAUUUACCACAAUAUUGGGGGAAAGUCGGGGGCGUGGCCUCAACCGGUCAAUCCAAAUGAGGAGCUGCUGGGCUGGAAAUCGUUUUCUUCACGUCACGUGCGGAAAGCCAUUUGUGUCUGCUGUGGUUUCGAGCGGUCGCCGUCGGCCGUUCGCUGGGCGGGAUUGACCAGUUUGCGCUAACCAGGAAAUCCUCGGCUGGCUCGCCAAACGGGUCGGGAGGAGUCCGAGUCCGGGAAAGAGGAAAGAAAGGUUCCUUCCAAAAAAGCUUCGAGGAAACGCCUCAGCCCGUUUUUUGAGACGUGACCCCCCCCCCCCCCCAACAGGUGCCACCCAUUUGUGUGGGGCGGACAUUUUGGGACACAAACAAACAACGAGCGCGGGUCCAAUGACAAAAUGCGACGAUCUCUCUUCCUUUACUGUAGCUUGUAAAAAUGUCGUGGUCAGCAAAAGCUGAAUUCAACUUGACUUUUGAUUUGUGUCCGCGAAAGUCCUCGGACGGACGGAACCGCUUUGAUCUGAGCUUUUUGUGGGACGUUCUGCUCGUUUGUCACGAGGCGACGGCGUCGUUUGCUCAAGUCUUGUUUUGUUUUUUUUUUUGCAUGAAACGUCAGGCGGAAUUUGACUGACUCACUUUGGCAUUGUUUGCGUUUGCGCCGGCCUUCGCUUUGAUGAGGCGGCGACAUUCUUUUAUCCGGAUUUUACCUCCGCCAAAUCACUUUGUUGAGAUGAAAUGCGGCCGGCGUGCCCGCAGGAGGUCCGAUCGGGGGCGUCGUGGGGCCUUCCGUUGGGCGAGCUUCCGCUCUUCUCGGAAAGACGAUGAGAUUUUCGGGGAACGCGGCCCACCGCGUGCGUCCGACCUGCGAGCGCUUUGCGAUGUCCGUGACCUCGACGAGUUCGACAGCAAAAUGCCCAAAUAGAUUCAGCGUUUGGUUUGUUGCCCGCGUGCGUCCUCAAGAUGGAUGCGAAGAGUUAACGGGACGGGCGUCGUAACGUCUUCGGGAAAGGGUCCAAAGAAACAUCGGAACACAAGCGGUGCAGCAACACAAGAAGAUGUUCACAGGCCUCCUUCGCUGAAAUUCUUCUUGGUUUGUCUUGAAAGGCUUCCGAGAGUUUUUUGGGGGUGGCAGGAUUUUCCAAGCCUUCCCUGACACCAUCAUUUGCUGGCCUGAUUUCACAGACUUUGCCGUUUUGUUUCAAGGCUUCUCUGCUGUGUCACAUUUGUAAGAUGUCGUUGGCACAAAUGAGAAAAAG